ACACCAAAAUCGUAUUAAAACAUGUAACAGGAAAGGUUCGCAAGCAGACAUAAUAAUAGUUAGAGAAGCACAUGCACUAAACUAUUACUAUUUAUUAGAAGUAUACUGUCUUUGUACCUCUAACAGUUACUCCCCCGUCUCAAAUUAUAUUAUGAUCUCUCAUAACACUCCUUUUUAUUAAAACCCCUAAUACUCCACUCCCCCUCUCUCUAUAUCUUCACCAGCAAAUUCUAGAGAGACAACCCAAAAAAUCUUGAACUUUUUCUUUUCCACAAAAUGCUUUUUUGGGUGAAUUCUUGUUGUGUUUUUUGUGGGUUUUUCAUGAUUUGAAUAACCCAGAAAGGAAUUCUUGGUUCUUGGUGGACUGGUGAGUUCUUGCCAAUUUUGUCUUCUUCUUUUGGGAACUUGUGCUCUGUUUUAUUACUCUGUUUCCUGCCUCUUGCUGAACUGGUGAUUCAUUCUUGCCUGGUUUGUCUUUUUAUUCUUCUGAAGUCAGACUCAUUUCCUUAAUUCUUGAUUUAUUGGGAAAAAUUUUGGUUUUUGAUUUCAAGAAUCUUUUGUUUUAGGUCAUUCUCUUUUGGUGGUCUUGUUUUUGUUUUAGUACUGUUCUGUUACUAUUAGAAAUAGUUUCUUUGCCUUGAAGUAGAGGUACAGUUUGAGGUAGACCUCAUUCUCAUUUUGUGGGACUACCUUGGUUGUUGUAUUCUUUUUGGGGGGUCUUUUUUUUUCUUAGUAUUGUUAUGUUACUAUCUGUUGAGGUGCGGUGUACGAACACUCUCCGACCCUAAUUUGUGGACUACACUGGGUACGUUAUUGUUGUUGUGUUCUUUUGUGGGGGUGUAAUUUUUUUUUGUGACAAUGUUACAAGAUGAUGGUUCAUCAUCAGUGACUUCAUCAUCACCACUUCAAAAUUUCUCCAUGAUAUCAUCACUUUCACCUGGUUUUGGUGGUUCACCAUAUCAGUGGCUUAAGGAGUUGAAAUCUGAGGAAAGAGGUUUAUAUCUAAUUCACCUUUUGCUUACUUGUGCUAAUCAUGUAGCUGCUGGAAAUCUUGAAAAUGCUAAUAUAGCACUUGAUCAGAUUUCUCAUCUUGCAUCUCCUAAUGGAGACACAAUGCAGCGAAUCGCUUCGUAUUUUGCUGAGGCUCUUGCUGAUAGAAUUAUGAGAUCUUGGCAUGGUAUUUAUAAGGCUUUGCAUUCCACUAAGUUGUGGAUGGUGUCUGAGGACAUUUUGGUGAAGAAAAUGUUUUUCGAGUACUUUCCGUUCUUGAAAGUGGCUUCUGUGAUCACGAAUCAAGCAAUCAUUGAAGCUAUGGAAGGCGAAAAAAUGGUUCAUAUAGUAGAUCUCAAUGCUUCCGAACCCUUGCAGUGGCGUGCGCUGCUUCAAGAUUUGAGUGCACGCCCUGAAGGACCCCCUCAUUUGAGAAUUACAGGGGUUCAUCAGCAGAAGGAAGUGUUAGAACAAAUAGCACAUGUUCUAACAGAAGAAGCUGAAAAGCUUGAUAUCCCUUUUCAGUUUCAUCAAGUAGUUAGCAAAUUAGAAAAUUUGGAUAUCGAAAAACUACGAGUUAAAACCGGAGAGGCAUUGGCUAUUAGUUCAGUUAUGCAAUUGCAUACUCUUCUUGCACAUGAUGAUGAACCUCCCAAAAAGUCCCCUUUGGCUUUCAAGAAUUUGAAUGGCCUUCACUUGCAAAGGUCAUUGCUCAACCAAAAUACUUUAGGGGACUUGCUUGAAAAAGAUACACCUAAUGUUUUUAGUCCAGGCAAUGAAUCGGCAUCGUCAUCUCCGCUAUCUACUACUGCAUCAGCGAAGAUGGAUGGGUUCCUCCAUGCAUUGUGGGGUUUGUCUCCAAAGGUCAUGGUGGUAACGGAACAAGACUCUAACCAUAAUGGGACAACCCUUAUGGAAAGGCUAUCCGAGUCAUUGUAUUUUUAUGCCUCAUUAUUCGACUGUCUUGAAUUCACACUACAGAGAACAUCAUUAGAGAGAUUAAAGGUUGAGAAAAUGCUAUUCGGCGAGGAGAUUAAGAACAUUGUAGCGUGCGAGGGAGGUGAACGGAAGGAGAGGCACGAAAAACUGGAUAAAUGGUUUCAAAGAUUUGAUGGAGCUGGUUUUGGGAACGUGCCUUUGAGUUAUUACGCCAUGUUGCAGGCAAGGAGAUUGCUUCAGAGUUACAGUUGUGAAGGAUACAAGAUUAAAGAAGAGAGAGGUAGCGUGGUGAUCUGCUGGCAAGAUCGCCCGCUUUUUUCUGUGUCAGCAUGGAGAUGUAGGAGGUGAAAAUUUACACCAGUUAAAAAUCAAAGGGAUUUUAGUUUCCUCUUCCCUUUGCCUGUUGUAAUGCACUUUGUAGGAAGGUACUUUUUUCUUUGUGAAGUGAAACACCACUCCCAUGGAGGUUGUAAUCUUUCUGCCCUUUCUUGAGGAUGUUAGGGUGGUUACUUGUAUCAUUUUGUUGUAUACAGUUCAUAAUUUUGUGCA
This is a messenger RNA of Capsicum annuum, 2478 nucleotides long. RefSeq names its product scarecrow-like protein 3. Gene Ontology annotation, cellular component: nucleus. Bases 859 to 2277 code for a protein of 472 amino acids. Lineage: Eukaryota; Viridiplantae; Streptophyta; Magnoliopsida; Solanales; Solanaceae. The record is from RefSeq and is a predicted model, not a curated record. Gene Ontology annotation, biological process: regulation of DNA-templated transcription. Gene Ontology annotation, molecular function: DNA-binding transcription factor activity; sequence-specific DNA binding. The transcript has a single exon.